Molecule: messenger RNA, 675 nt
Organism: Akanthomyces muscarius
Lineage: Eukaryota; Fungi; Ascomycota; Sordariomycetes; Hypocreales; Cordycipitaceae
Exons: 2
Coding region: 1-675 (224 amino acids)
Source: RefSeq, a predicted model, not a curated record
AUGAAGGCUGUUGUAUUUGGAGCUACUGGCCUUGUGGGGUCUGAGCUCCUCAAUGCCUGCAUCGCCACCGAUAAGAUCACCAAAGUCUAUGUUGUGACGAGACGAGCGCUGGACGAUGACCGCGCCAAGAACCCCAAAGUCGAGGUCAUUCUGCACUCUGACUUUACACAGUACCCUCCUGCACUGCUGAAUAAGCUCAGGGGUAUCGAGCUGUGCCUCUGGGCAAUCGGCGGUCUGCUGUCCAAGUUUAAUAAUGACAAGAAACUCGCCUACGCUGCCAAUGUCGAGUCUCCCUGCGCGGCCGCCACCGCCUUUAUCCAGCAUCUCUCCAGAGACUCGCCCUCGGGCAAGAUUCGCUUCGUCUUUUGCAGCGGCAAGUAUACCGAGACGGACCCGGACAAGUCGCUCUGGUUCCUGAGCGACUCGCGCCGGUGGAAGGGCGAGACGGAGACCUUUCUGCAGAAGCUGGCCAGGGAGGACCGCGGCAAGUUUGACGCGUUUGCGGUCCGUCCGGGCUUGAUAAUCCCCAGUGACCCGCCGCUAUCGAUCCGCCUUACGGCGGUCGUCUCGCCGGGCAUCACGGCGCAGCGUGUGGGCGAGGUCAUGGUCAAGGUUGGCCUAGAUGGAUGGAAAGAAACGGUGCUCGAGCAAGAUGAUAUGCUAGCCCUCCGUUAG